Molecule: messenger RNA, 543 nt
Organism: Aethina tumida (small hive beetle)
Lineage: Eukaryota; Metazoa; Arthropoda; Insecta; Coleoptera; Nitidulidae
Exons: 1
Coding region: 33-476 (147 amino acids)
Cellular component (GO): myosin II complex
Molecular function (GO): calcium ion binding
Source: RefSeq, a predicted model, not a curated record
ACUCAGCAAUCAAUCAACUCAGCCAGCACAACAUGGUUGAAAAACUAACAGACGAACAAAUCGAAGAGUACAAAGAGGCUUUCGCCUUGUUCGAUGAAAAGGAGGAAGGCAAGAUCGCUGUCAAAGACAUCGGCACUGUAAUGAGAUCGUUGGGCUUCAAUCCUAGUGAAAAGGAGUUGGCUGAAAUCGUCAAGUCGUACAGCGCCGGAGACACAAUAUAUUUCCCUCAAUUUUUACGUAUAAUGGCGACCAGAAUAACGAAUCAGGACUGGAUGGAGGACGCACGUGAGGUCUUCAAGCAGUUCGACAUCAACCAAACUGGUUUCAUACAAGCUGCACAGCUUAGAUACAUCUUGUUGAAUUUGGGUGAGAAGAUGACCGAGGAGGAGGUCGCCGAGGUGCUGCGGGAAGCUGACAUUGAUCAGGACGGACAAAUUAACUACGAGGAUUUUAUAGCUAGUCUUGCUGACAAAUAAUUAUAUUAAUAUACAUAUAUCAUAAUUAAUUCAUACUAUUGUAUAAAUAAAUGAGUGUUGCCAUGAA